Uncinocarpus reesii 1704 is the source of this 540-nucleotide messenger RNA. RefSeq lists its product as uncharacterized. Bases 1 to 540 code for a protein of 179 amino acids. Gene Ontology annotation, biological process: protein targeting to ER. Gene Ontology annotation, cellular component: signal peptidase complex; membrane. The transcript is spliced from 3 exons. NCBI's taxonomy places the organism in Eukaryota, Fungi, Ascomycota, Eurotiomycetes, Onygenales, Onygenaceae. The record is from RefSeq and is a predicted model, not a curated record.
AUGGCCAAAAUCCCCGUCUACUCCCUCAAUGACCUUAAAAGCACCACAGAUGAUGCUGUCACCCCGUACCUAACUUCUCUCCCGAAGCCAUGCAAUUUCGUCGCAAUCAAUACCAAAUCCAACGUACGAUUGAUUUUGGGUUAUGCCGCCGUGAGCAUAGCUGCCGUGUCCUUUUAUGUUGAUUAUACAAAAGGCUGGGAGGCCACAAAACCGUGGAUCCUUCCUGCUGUGAUUGCCUAUUUCGCGCUAAACCUUGGGUUGACGAUUUGGAUUUGGGGCGUUGAAGCCGGCCAGGUAUUUGAAGGAAUGAAUAAUGAAGGCAUGAAGUUAUGGCUUUGUUCUUCAACCAAAAAGCAAUCUGCCUUGUAUAAACUUCGCAUCCUUCGCGUUUCAUCUUCAGGCAAAGUUGUAAAAGAGAAGACAGCUGUAGCACCAUUUACGCGCUGGUUCUCUGCAGAUGGGGUAUUUCAUUGUGGAGCAUUUAGACAGUGGCUUGCAAGUGAGAUUGGUAUCCCUGCGCCAACUACUAGCGAGCAGUGA